AUGGUUCUUCAUCAGUACGACUACAUUUUUGCUGUUGGCACGAUAUUCGCAUUCCUGGAUGCCUGGAACAUUGGUGCCAAUGACUGCGCCAACUCCUGGUCGACGUCUGUUUCGUCGCGAUCCCUAAAGCACUGGCAGGCCAUGGUUCUGGGAUCUAUCAUGGAGUUUGCUGGAGCUGUUGGUGUGGGAAACAGCGUUUCCGAUACUAUCCGUACCAAGAUUGUUGAGAUCGAUGCCUUCGCCAACAACGCCCCUCUCCUCAUGCUUGGAAUGUGCUGCGCCGUGGUUGCCUCCGCUAUCUAUCUCACCAUCUGUACCAAGAUCGGCCUUCCUGUUUCUACAACCCACUCUAUUCUGGGUGGUAUUCUUGGAAUGGGUAUCGCGCUUGUCGGUGCUGAUGAUAUUAUCUGGUGGGGAGGUGAUAUCAACUCCGGCGUCGUCCAGGUGUUCCUUGCCUGGGUCAUUGCACCACUCUUAUCUGGUGUCGCUGCUGCACUUGUCUUCUUGGUCACCAAGUAUGGUAUCCUGCUGCGGAAGAAUCCCGCCCUCAAGGCGUUGUUCACCGUUCCAUUCUAUUUCCUCCUGACUAGCGCCCUCCUUACUAUGCUUAUUGUCUGGAAGGGUGGCAAAAGCAGGAUUGACCUCAAUGGGGGUGAGAUAGCUGGAACUGUUAUCGGUGUAGGCGUUGGCAUGGCUCUUCUCUCUGCCGUGUUCCUUUGCCCCUGGAUCUACCGCAGAGUCAUCAAGAGUGACUGGGAACUCAAGCCUUGGCAUCUGGUCUACGGUCCUCUUCUCCUCCGCCGUGGUGAAGUCCCUCCCCGCCCUUCUCAUGUGAAGACCGUCCGUGACUAUUAUCGCGGUCACAAAACCCUAGAGGAACUGGAAGCCGAGCGUUCCACAGAUCUCGAACAAAGCCACGGCACCAACAGUGAGCCUGUGUCACCCGAUCUAAAGGCACAGAGCGAGAUCACUGCCAACUCGGAUAACGAGACACAAUCCAUGGAUCCUGAUGUCAUCAACUUCUGUGGUCCCCGACCCGAGGGAGCAUGGUACAGCUCCCCCGUCCUGUUCUGGCUGCUGAAGAAGUCCUUCUUCAAUGGUAUCGAGCAAGACAUUGUUAGCGCCCAGAAGGGCGACAGCAAACUCGGCGGUGAUCUUGAAAAAACCCAUGCCCAUGCUGCCCACUAUGAUAACGAAGCGGAGUACAUGUUUUCUUUCCUUCAGAUUCUGACAGCCUGUACUGCUUCCUUCACCCAUGGUGCGAACGAUGUUGCCAAUGCUGUCGGCCCUUACGCAACUAUCUAUGCUAUCUGGAGAACUGGUGCCCUUGAAGGCGCUAAGACCGAGGUCCCUAUGUGGAUUCUUGUCUUCGGUGGUGCCGCUAUCGCCAUCGGUAUCUGGACAUACGGUUAUCACAUCAUGCGCAACCUGGGCAACCGCCUUACCCUGCACUCUCCCUCUCGUGGAUUCACGAUGGAGCUCGGUGCUGCCAUUGCUGUUAUUAUUGCCACCAGGUUGAAGCUCCCCGUCUCCACUACCCAGUGUAUCACUGGCGCUACCGUCGGUGUUGGACUUUGCAACGGCACUUGGCGAACGAUCAACUGGCGCAUGGUUUCCUGGAUUUACAUGGGUUGGAUCAUCACGCUUCCCUGCGCCGGUAUCAUUGCUGGUUGUCUGACAGGAAUCAUCGUGAACGCGCCUCGUUGGGGUAUGUCCAAUUGA
Messenger RNA from Penicillium bovifimosum, 1722 nucleotides. RefSeq names its product inorganic phosphate transporter. The coding region runs from base 1 to 1722 and encodes 573 amino acids. NCBI's taxonomy places the organism in Eukaryota, Fungi, Ascomycota, Eurotiomycetes, Eurotiales, Aspergillaceae. Gene Ontology annotation, biological process: phosphate ion transmembrane transport. The record is from RefSeq and is a predicted model, not a curated record. The transcript has 6 exons. Gene Ontology annotation, cellular component: membrane.